UUACGUCAUGCCAAGAUGGCAGCCUCCAUUGUGGAGAGUGGGGAAGAUGCAUUUAGAAAAAUAUUCAAGUUUUACAAGAGAAGAAACCCCCCGCCAGAUUUCACCGAUGUUAUUGACUUUUCCAAAGAUGUUCUGAGUAACAAGAUAGUUCCAGCUAAAUUGGACCCUGCUGCAGUGAGUGAUGUGGAGGCUGCCAAGGUUGGAUUAAAACCUGUCAUAGACUGGAGAGCCUUCGGCCUGCAGGGCUACCCAGGGUUCAUCUUCAUCUCCAAUCCAUUCCUGCUGGGCUCCAGACCCUUCUGGGUCAGACAGUGUCUGAAGACCUACCCUCAGAAGCCCAACGUCUGCAACCUGGACAUGCACAUGCCUCCCUCUGACACCCAGGACAUCUGGGGAAAGAGCAUACAUGCCCUCAGUUGUCCUCCUUCUGGAAAGAGAGAACAAAAGAGUCUAUUGGAGAGGCUGCGCUGGGUCACUCUGGGAUAUCAUUACAACUGGGAUUCCAAAACUUACUGUGCCAAAAAUUACACUCCUUUUCCAACUGAUCUCCACUUGCUGUCCUUCCAAAUAACAGCUGCCUGUGGGUUCCCAGGAUUCAACGCAGAGGCUGGAAUCCUCAACUAUUACCGAUCUGAUUCCUCUCUAGGAAUCCAUGUGGACGAAUCAGAACUAGAUCAUAGCCGACCACUACUGUCAUUUAGUUUUGGGCAGUCAGCCAUCUUCCUCCUGGGAGGCACAUGCAGACAGGACCCCCCCACUGCUAUGUACAUGCACAAUGGGGAUGUGAUGGUGAUGUCGGGACAGAGCCGCCUCCUUUACCAUGCUGUCCCACGCAUCGUCCCAGCACCGCAGGGACAUACCAUUUUAGAGAUGGAAGGCUGCAGCCUGGCCUCAUCCCUGCAGGACAACACUGUGGUGGAGAGGAUGUCAAAGCAAGACUGGGAGGUGUGCUCCAAAUACAUGCAGACUUCCAGAGUGAAUGUGACUGUCAGACAGGUGCUGGGGCCUGGGCAGAGCUUUCCAGAAACACCUCUUAUCAAACCAAGGACUGAUGCAGGCCAGCUAGCCGGGUACCAUAAUGAACCAGCAGAUAGAGAGAGUGAGAGGAUGAGGAAGAGUAGGAGCUGUGACUCUGUUGAUACUGAAGAGUGAUGAAAAAAAAGACUACCUGCUGUAACACUCACUUAGAGAUAUGACACUGCAGGGGAUAUAUGUAUUUGAUACCAUAGUCGUCUUUUGCAAUGAUAUUGUAUUACUUGUCACCCUGAUUAAAGAAAAAGAAGAACCCACCUCAGUGAGAUGUGCUCUCAAUACUUAGGCCUGGUGCGUAGUUAAUGGAUGUCCAGCAAGGUCCACCCACCGUCUGUCCGAGCUCAUAAAUAGAUGAUUCAUAAUAAGGCAUCAAAACCAAACCUCUAGCACCAACCACACUGAAUAGUCAAGUUCAGGGUAGGGUGGGUAUUGUUCUAACUGCUAAAAUAUUGUAUUGGCUUUUAGUGUACAUUCCCACAUUUGCAAAGGUUCCAAAAUAACUAAUAGCCUGAAAUGUGGGGAAAUCUGUGCAAAAUCCAGAAUUGUUGCAUUUCGUUUAAUAAUCAAGCCGUAAAAAAAAAUGGAAUUUGAGUUUUAAUAUUUCCUCCAGUGGAAACAACAUGGUGUUUCAAUGAAUCAGAUACAUGUAGAUGUUUGUAUGUAGUAUGUGUGUAUAGUUAAGUCUGUAAGUAGUGCAGUGGCAUUCAUGAUUGCCACUGUGUACUCUAGCACAUUAUAGCAGAAACUAAACAAAGUGUGUAAGGUCAAAAUGUUGGCGUUUGGUUUUAAGGAUGUUUGAAUGUGUUUACAUACAUGUUGGAUGCUAAGUAGGACUUUUUAUUUGAGGAAAAUGGUUCUAAACAUACAGUGAUAGCCAGUGAAAUGUAGACGGAUGAAUCAGUCAUGUGACUUCAAUCUAACGGAUUCUCUUUCACUGCUGAAUACCAAACUGAAGGAAAUAGCCCUACAAAAUGUAAGAAAUUAAGAUAUAAAUGAAGAUUAUAUGAUAAAGUUAUUCAAAUUAGAGUGAUUUAUAAAAAUGGCUAAACUUGCACUCAUUAAAGUUAAAUCUAAAUACAGAUUGCUACAGAGUUAAUGUUGCAAUAAAAGCUGUCACUGUACAUAUACAUUAGUAUAGUGCACUAUUGUCAUUAGUAAACAUUUUUUCUGUGAUAAUUUGUCUUAAUUUAAGAAAUUCAAAAAUUCAAAAAUUGAAGCGAUUUAAGAUUGUUUUUUUAAGAGAGGAAUUUCUAAAUUCAUACAUACUGAGUUUGAUCCAUUAUUGCUACUAAAGUAAGUUUGUGAGGAUGCAUACUUAUACCUUAUAUACACCUGCAUUAAAAUGCAGUCUGCAUCUUGAUAAAGCAAAAACACGUUAAUGUAGGUUUAAAUGCAUUCAUAAUGCCUUGGAAUUGACAUGCCAUCAGAUUAGCCAGACCGAUAGUGAUGGCAGUUCGAGAUUUUUUUUUGUGAGCCAGAUCAUUUGGCUCAGCAGUAAGAGCCAUCUCUUUCAUCUCCCAAACAGCCCUUCAUCUAGUACCAUUUCUUACUUUUAUAAAUCAGCCAAAUUUUGCAAUAUUAUGACCUAUGAUUGGUAUGUGUUCAUGUAUAUCACUGAAAUUAUUCAUUGUAAUUAUACUAGACCUUAUAAUUUCCAGAAUACCAUAAUUUUUACAUUGUCUGGUAUAAAAACAUUAAUGUAAAAACAUUAAUGCUACACAUUUAUACAUUUUAUUUAUAUUGAACG
Messenger RNA from Xiphias gladius (swordfish), 2779 nucleotides. RefSeq names its product alkB homolog 1, histone H2A dioxygenase (gene alkbh1). The record is from RefSeq and is a predicted model, not a curated record. Gene Ontology annotation, molecular function: oxidative RNA demethylase activity; ferrous iron binding; broad specificity oxidative DNA demethylase activity. Gene Ontology annotation, cellular component: cytoplasm; nucleus. NCBI's taxonomy places the organism in Eukaryota, Metazoa, Chordata, Actinopteri, Istiophoriformes, Xiphiidae. Gene Ontology annotation, biological process: oxidative RNA demethylation.